ACUGCCUGUGCGAUGGUUUGGAUUACUGUGGUAUAACCGACCACGUAAGGAAACAUGUCUUCAGGAAAGCCUAUAUCCUUUACCAACAAAGCGUUCCAGAGAGGUAGUGAGGACAGUGAUGACGAUACACGCAGUUCCGGCGAUGAUGAUGAUUUGAAUUACAAUUAUAACAGCAAAAGCGAAGACGGAAGUGAUGAAUUUGAACGAUUUAAAUCUAGAAAUAGUGCAAACCCAAAACAUCAACGACAUCGGCGACGAGAGGCCCGCAGUAGGUCAGAGGGGGCCUUUACUGAGUCAAUUACAUCGUUGUCCGGGGAUCUGAGUUGUUAUAGUGAUGAAAUUGUAGCCAUAGGACGCGCAGACAACUAUAACAAUACUAGUUCUAUGUCGUCAGGGAGGCGAAGUGGGGAGAAACGAACGCCGGGCAAUGUCCAUGCACCGGAAACAGAAAGGAGAGAACGCAGCCACCACAGGUCCCAGGCCAAUACAGCCGAUAGACCACGGAAAAAAAGGUCAACCGGAGGCGGAGUCAAGUCAAACGAGGACAUCAGUACCGCGGUCAAAAAUACAGCUCCGGAGCAAAUAGAACGAAGGAAGGGGUCUGGCCAGACAGUCGGAGCAAACGUCGGUGGCUCAGAAGCUGGCGGCACACAGCUUUCCUCUCCACCACGGAGUACGCUCCGCAGCGCUGUUUACUAUCAAAAUCGAUUCAUUGUUCUGGAGACCCCAGAGUCGCAUGGAGGCAGUGACGGGUAUGCGGCCAAUCCCGCUCACAACAGUAAAAGAAGUGGGUCACGUGAUCAGGUUUCAAAUUCAUCUCACCGUGUGGACGGGGCUGAUUUAAAUAAAGAGACUUCUUUUAAUUCUAGUGCCGGGAAGCACGGCCGCAAAAUGUCGUCUGACAUUCAAAGGAAAAGCGGCAACAGGAGAAACAUGGAGAUGGAUGCUUCGUCCGUCACCAUGGAUGCUCGUGGGAUAGAAAUCAUUUUAACGGACCCGGAGAAUAGUUCUAGACCUAUUGCGUCGGAAUCUAAAAAUAAAAAUACUAUAUGGAAAAAGAUUAAUAGAUUUUUACAGGAUAACCGGAUGAAAGGGAAUCCGGAUAGUGACCGGAUUCUAAAUGCGGAUCACCCAGAGGAUUACCGGAUACUAAAAAAAGUGUUGAACAUUCUAUUUCUAACAAUCGGAGUAGUGUUAUUCUUAGCAGUGAUAGUGGUGGUCAUAUAUGCGUUUGCAGUGGGAGACCCGCCCAUAAUUGACGACUUUAGUACAACGACAGAGUUGACGCCUAGCAUGUCUAGCGUGGGUACCUAGCAAAAGUUCAUUUUCACGCAACAACGCCAAGUGUAGACCUGUGCUAUCAUACACGCUACCGCAGGAGACACGCCCCGGCCGUCACGUGACUAUAAAGGAUGGAUUCGUCUCUAUGUAUGCAUGCCUUGCCGUAGAAACGGAGAGCAACACUUGUAAUGUUAAGUGUGUGUUAUGAAUUGUUAAUAACUAAUCCUCUGGAUAAACCUGAUGCAGCCUAAUUGCAAAUACUUCCAUAAUUGACCGUGAAAAUCAAGUGUUAAGACAUGCGGUGUACAGUUACUACCGUUUGAGAAUUUUCCCCAUUUCUUUAACCUUUUUAUAUGUUACUAUUUUUGUUUAUUUUAUUGUUUAUCAAUUUGUUAUCUUGCGAGAAACGUAAUCUCGUGAGAAAAAAAUGUAGACAGAAAUUUUGGAAGUGAAUCUAGUAAAGCAUCAUUUUGCUUAAUAUAGAUCAGCAGUCUGUCAUAUAGACAACGCGUAAUAAUAUUGCUUAUAGUUCAGACGAUAACAAAUCAAUGGAAAACAGACAACCCCGAAUAUUGCAUGAUUAAUUCAGCAUAUAAUUUUAUUAUGUAGACAGUCCCCAUCAACAUCACUUGGUUAACAUCGCGUACCCAUCGGAUCAAUUCGCCCUUUUCCGUCGCAUGCCUAGGCCUGAUUUCACGGAAAUGCCCGAGCUUGGUCCAAGUCAUUGAAAAAGAGAAUUCUCAUUCACCGCAUGAAUAGGUCGGCGUAUUAAGUUCGUGAAAUAAACAUCUCACAUUGAUAUUACAUUAUUAACAACCGUACAGAUCCGUGAAAUAAAUAGUUCACAGUUGGCGUAUGAUUAUUUCCUAUUAUUAUCACUUCCUUCACAAUUUGCCCUUUUCCGUCGCAUGAUGGAUUUCACGGAAAUGGCCGGGUGCGGUCCGUGAAAUACCUGUUGACGAUUCACAUUUACUGCAUGAAUAGGCGUGUCCCAUUAAUUUCACAUCCGUAACGACGGUACAGACUAAACCUAUUAACUACAUCAUUAGUUCGGCGUUGGAGUACGUUAAUAGACAUCUCCCAUCACCAGAGUAACAAUUGUACAAGUCUGUGAAGUAGACAUUGGAUUUUCGUUCAAUGCAUGAUAAAUAUGGCGUACAAGUCCGUGAAAUUUACAUAUCCAACUCUUAAUACUUCCUUCACAACUGUACAAGUCCUUGGUAUAGACAAAAUCCCAUUGCUGUAUGACAAAUUCGACUAACAAGUUUGUGAAAUAGAUGCAUUGUGUCUUCCGUAAAAUAUCGCUUGAUUAACAAAUGUUCAUAUUCUUAAGAUGGACAUUUCAAUGUAUCGCACGAUAAACUCGACGUGCAUGCAAGACCGUGUAACAAACAUUUAUCACUGUCUGAUAUCACUUGGUAAACACGCGUACAACUCCAUGAUAUAGACAUUUCCCAUGAAUAUCACUUAGUUAUCACAACUAAUAUUAACUGCAAUCUAAUACCUUAUGCUAGUAAAGGGAACACUUACACGCGGGAGCGUAUCUCAUUCCAUGCAAGUGCCUACGGAAGUAUUCGGUGAUACCUCGCUAGUCCGGACACCUUGAUUUGUGUAAACAGUGGAACCUCACUAGUCAGGACAUCUUGGUUUGUGUAUACAGUGACACUUUUCUAGUUCGGACACCUUGAUUUGUGUAAACAGUGGAACCUCACUAGUCAGGACACCUUGGUUUGUGUAUACAGUGGAACCUGUCUAGUCCGGACACCUUGGUUUGUGUAUACAGUGGAACGUCGCUAGUUCAGUUUCUUGAGUUUCCGACAAAAGAAUAUAUUGAAUCGUUUGUCUCAGUAGAAGAAUGCGCCUUAUAGUUAGAUACGGACAACAUACACUCUAUACGAGAGCAACUGAUUACCGAAUGAGAUUAAGUUAAGUUCAGAUGGUUAUAUAUCACCGCUGAAACCGACUGAGCUACCUGGACAACGGAAGUGUAUGAGCCCAUAUGUGCUACAGUAAUAUCCAAACGGAAGUUAAUAGGAGAGGAUACUGCAUUUAGGAAAAACGGCAGUUCAACGGGACAGUGAUCCUUAAAGCUUACUAGUCACUUGCUUUGUAAUCCACAAUACACGCCUUUAUAAUGCUGAGGCCAUUCUGAAAUACUUAAAAAGUUAAUCGAAAUGAUUAGAUAAUAUUAAAAAAACAGAUUACCUGAAACACAAUCACAUUCAAUAUUUAUUGAAUAAAUAUCUUUUAAUAUAAGGGUUAUAACUCUAACACAAAGUAAACGUAUAAUGUGUUAGACGGCAUGUAUCCUAGAAAGUACAGUAAUUCUAACACAAAUUACACAUGUAAUUACCAGGUACAAUUUCCUAAAGGACAAGGAUUCUAAACCAAAUCAUAGCCUAAGUGUGUAAGGUCGCCUAUAACCUGAAGAGAAAUAACUCUUACUUAGCAUCACAGGAAUGUGAUACAUUUGCCCUUACUGUGCUUCUCCGAUGUUAAUCUCGUUCCACGAAGGCGAAGCGAGAAAAAAAAAGGAUCGUGAUUCUCUACUGCCAGGACAGGAAAUAUUUUAUUAUGCCGAAUAAAUAAAUGAAUAAAUCGAAAAUAAUAACAUAUUGGUAGAAAUGACCAGGUUUCACGCGCAGUCGUAAAGUCGUCUGCUUCCGUCAUUCACAACUGAGUUGCAGAUUUUUCUAGACAGGUUCCAAAUAAGGAAAUUAUGAUCGGGGGAAAACUUGAUAGUGUGAGAGCUGAGGUAUAUUAAUGCCUUAGGUGUAAUACAUACCGUAUGGAGAAUAUCAAACUGUACAUUGUACCAUGCAUUUACAGAUUUGUGAUGGGUUUUUUUAUCAUGUUUUACUGAAAUAACACUUUUGCAUGGUGUUUUUGUAAAAUUAAGAUUGUUUUCAUAAUUGUUACAUCCCCUACCCUCAUUGAAUAUAAACCAUGUAGAUCUAACAUUGUGUCGUGUAAUGUGGGUAUAUCCAUAGGAUUAAAAUAUAUAAAAAUCAGGAUCCGAAUUUCUCGUGCUCAAGCAUGGAUUCUGUGCUUAAGGCAAAUUUCUUUUAACGCACUCAGAUCAUGAUACAGUCCAGAAGUCCUGUGUAGCCAUUACAAUCAUGAUACAGUCAAGAAGUCCUGUGUAGCCAUUACAAUCAUGAUACAGUCAAAACGUCCUGUGUAGCCAUUUAAAGCGACAUUCGGUUUAAUUCAAAUUCUUAACAAAUUGUGUUUUGUUCUUAAGUUAUCACCGGAACAAGAUAUUGGGCUUUAGCACAGAAUCCGAGUUUGAGCAGGAGAGCGGUUUCAUGAAUACUGUUCGAGCUCUCCUUGCGUCUUAUUAAUAUUUCAAAGGCUGGCUUCACAAUAGUGAUAUAAGUAGAUGUGCAUUAUUUAAGUCAUGAUAUUGACUUCAUCAGAAACGUGUGUCCUAACAUAAUUAUGUUGAACAGGAAACUGUUUAUAUGUAUUGAAUUAAAAUCGAUCAAGGUAUAUAUACUAAGUUAUUUAUAAUCGAUUUCUUAAGCAAUUUAUUCCAAUGUACAUACGAGUAUACAUUACGCGGUUUAUUAUCAGCAUAUAGUUCAUAAAAAAUAUUCUGUAAAGGGGCCUAGCGCUAAUGUUUCUCGGGGGUUUAUUUUCACUAGAGCUGUGUUUUGAAAAAAAAAACAACCUAAAUAUUAAACCUGUACAUACAUUAACAUUCUAGUGGUCAAUCUGAAUUAAGUUAGGAUUAUUUGACCAUUAGCAGAACUAAAUCCCGUGAGUUGUUUUUAGGAAAACAAUUAUUGGAGGGUUUGGCCCCGCGAAAUGUAAGCGCUAUUCGGCUGUAAACAGAAUGUAGGAAAGAAUUGAUUACAGAUACAUGGAGUGUGAUGAUAAUUGUCUACACUCGACCAUUUUAAUGUUGGUUUGUUAUAACAUUUUAUCACGUAUAUAGUUAUGUUUU
Messenger RNA from Mizuhopecten yessoensis (Yesso scallop), 5230 nucleotides. RefSeq lists its product as uncharacterized. The coding region runs from base 55 to 1314 and encodes 419 amino acids. The record is from RefSeq and is a predicted model, not a curated record. The transcript has 4 exons. NCBI's taxonomy places the organism in Eukaryota, Metazoa, Mollusca, Bivalvia, Pectinida, Pectinidae.